GCAAAUAUUACUAAAAAUGCAACAGAAUUUAGUGCAAUAUUUUUAAAUACACCGGAUAGAUAAACCACCUUCACGAUGCCUAUUAUGUACAAUACGGGCGAGUGGUUUAAGGUGCGGCCAGACUACUAUAGAAAAGUGGAGCUGCCGACGCCCGAUUGGCCACUGGAUCUGGAAUUGGAGUACAUGCUUUUGGCAGCGGCUCCGUAUGGAGGUCCCUUGGCAGUCACUCGGGAUACCACCAAAUUGGUGCCCGUCAAAGGUUCUAGCAGACCAAUGAUUCGUAUUUUUGACACCACCGGAAAGGAAACAGGUCAUAUUUUGUGGAACCAUGGAAAACUUAUUGCAAUGGGUUGGUCUGAUACGGAGGAGCUGAUUUGUGUUCAGGAGAACGCUACCGUGUUUGUAUUUGACAUGUUUGGGAAGGAAAAGGAGUCUUACUGCAUUGGCGACGAGGCCAGCGUUACCAAAAUUGUCGAGGCUAAAGUAUUUCAGUCUUCUACGGGUACAGGAGUUGCCGUUUUAACCACAUCCGGUCGAGUCUUUCUGAAACAAAAUAGCUCCAAGGCAGAGCGUCGUCUACCGGAUAUUCCCAAUUCUAGCAUUAACUGCUCAUGCUGGGACAUUGUCACCGAAGGGCGCAACAGCUACUGUCUCCUGGGUAGGGAUCGAGAAGUUAUCAAGCUAUUUCCCGAUGAAAAGCUUCCCACCAUUACCGCUAAUCUUUUCGAAAAGCCGCACGAUCGAAUCAUCAAGAUCUCUGUUUCUUACAACCACCAGCACUUGGCAUUGUACACAAAUACUGGGCUUCUAUGGAUGGGUAGCGUUGAUAUGCGACAAAAAUAUUGCGAAUUCGAUACAGGGCGCAAAGACAUGCCCCUCCAAAUAGAAUGGAUCAUGAACAUAGACGACAGCGAGUCUGAUGCGGUGGUCAUAUCCUACCCUUCCUAUUUGCUAAUCGUAAAUCGCAAAGCUGAUCGUAGCGACUACCACUAUGAUCCUGUGCUGUUUUUGGUUGCGGAAAUGGAUGGCGUUCGAAUUAUCACUCCGACGUCCCACGAGAUGAUACAACGUCUGCCCAAAUGCGUGGAGAAUAUAUUCGCAGUGAAUAGUCAGGAACCGGCGAGUUACCUCUUUGAGGCUCAGAAGAAGUUUGAAGAGAAAUCCUACAAAUCCGAUGAAUAUCUAAGCAUGUGUCGGGAUAAGAUGCCUUUGGCCGUGGAUGAGUGCAUUAUGGCAGCAUCCCACGAGUUUUGUCCUGAGACCCAAAAGAGUUUGCUUAGGACGGCCCACUUUGGCAAAGGUUUCAUUUUAAACCAUAACCCUGAUGAAUAUAUGCGUAUUAUGAGGAUAUUGAGGGUCCUCAACACCCUGAGACACGAGAGAAUCGGAAUACCACUUACUUUUAAACAAUUCACCCACCUUAAUCCUGAAGUAAUACUUAGCCGUUUGGUAUACCGUAAGCACUAUGCCGUUGCUAUUCAGGUAGCAAAGCACUUGAACCUACCAGAGUCUUGGAUUUUGGAGCAUUGGGCCUACGACAAAGUGCUCAAUGAUUCUAAUGACGCCGAAGUGGCUCGCAAGAUAACUGAGCGGUUUAAGAACCCCUCGGUCGAGGGUAUAUCCUUCUGCAAUAUUGCAACAAAGGCUCAUCUAGCGGGCCGAGAUGAACUGGCCAGUAAACUUCUUGAUCUGGAGCCUCGAACAUCGUUACGUGUUCCCCUGUUGAUCAAAAUGCGUAAAUUCGACCGGGCUGUGAGCAGUGCCACACAGUCUGGGGACACUGAGCUGAUUACUCAAGUGCUCCUUGAGAUGAAGAUGCACAUGAUGCUCUCCAAUUUACACAUGACUAUUAGAGAUCAUCCCCUGGCAUUAAAUAUGUACAAGAAAAUCAUGCGGGAGUCUAAUCGGGCUGGCCUUUAUGGAAUAUACAACACAGAAGACGACCAAAAGGCCAUCGCAGAAUAUCACUUCGAGAACGCAAUCGAAACGAAGAGCCUGGAGUCGAACUUGUCGCCGAUUGUCAAUGCCUACACCCAGGGUCGAUGCACUUUGGAAGCGGAGCUGUGCUCUGAUUACAGUCGGCUGCUCAAGCUGCAAAAAACAUUCGAGAGCAAGUACGGUGGCACUUUCAGCGGAUUAUCGGUGCACGACACUAUCUUGGAGCUUUUGCAUCUUGGCCAGCUUAAUGAGGCGGAAAAAAUCAGGAAUAGCUUCAAAGUGCCCGAGCGUCGUUUCUGGUGGUUGCGCAUCCUCACACUCUCGGAGCAUCAGAGGUGGGAUGAGCUGGAGAAACUGGCCAAGAGCAAGAAGAGUCCCAUUGGUUACGAGCCAUUCGUUGAUGUUUGUUUGAAACAAGCCAACCCCGCAGAAGCCCGGAAAUACAUUCAGAAGUGCAGAGACAGCCGGAAAGUGCAUUGGUAUAUCCGGGCAAACUUAUUGAAUGAAGCCAUUGACUGUGCAUUGGAGCAAAAGGAUAUACAUAGCCUCUAUGAAAUAAAAAAGAAGGAGGAUGUUGUUAACGAUGGAAAUCUUUUGAGCAAAGUCUGCAACUGCAUUGCCGCGCUGGAGUCUAGAAAGUAGGCGGAACAUUCCUAUAUGCUAAAUGUUUUGAAAAUUAAUAAAUAUUUAUUGAUACCUAUG
Drosophila bipectinata is the source of this 2640-nucleotide messenger RNA. RefSeq names its product vacuolar protein sorting 16 (gene Vps16A). Gene Ontology annotation, cellular component: endosome; lysosomal membrane; HOPS complex. Gene Ontology annotation, molecular function: actin binding. Lineage: Eukaryota; Metazoa; Arthropoda; Insecta; Diptera; Drosophilidae. The record is from RefSeq and is a predicted model, not a curated record. Gene Ontology annotation, biological process: intracellular protein transport; endosomal transport; vacuole fusion, non-autophagic.